AUGGUGGUUGGUUGAAUAGAGAGGUGCCGAACACGCGAUGACUUUUUGACGCGGCGGUCGGAUGACCCGUGCGGUCGGUCGACCCGUGAAAUACGUUAUUCCUUUCGUUGAUUGGUCAGUUGUUCGGCACGUGGUCAGGUCAUCAUGGAGUGAUGGUAGCUAACUGUAUUGGGUUUGGUGAGGUUACAUCGGAGUAGAUUGCAUUGCUGAUGCCUAUCAUCUACUGCGUGCUUGUUUGACUUUCUUAUCUCUUUGUUCGCGGGAAUGCUAGCGCUGAUAAGCACCACUAUUUCAUUUAUGCCCUUCCACUCUGAAAUACUCACAGAUUCUCUGCCACAUUGACCUGUCUGAAUCAUCACCACCCUGACAGUCCGCCUACCAUGCUCGUCCAGCUCUCAGAUGGCCAGGAGCCACCGCGCAUGCGUAUCCGCCAACUCCUCCCCGGCCUUGACCUGGGCACAUACUCCCCUGGGCCAUUGAAUUCCAUCACCGACGUACCCGGGGUAAUGGUUCAUACCCAGGAGAUUUUCGGGUCUGGAGGUGUCAAUACCGGCGCCACGUCUAUCAUUCCACGGGCAGAUUGGGCCACCAGCGCAUGCUAUGCAGGCAUCUUUCGCUUCAACGCCUCUGGGGAGCUGACAGGUGCUCAUAAUCUGCAAGAAUCUGGGCUGCUCUCCUCGCCUAUUGUCCUUACUGGGACUUAUGGAAUCGGGGCGGCCCACCAGGGCAUCCAUCAGUAUGCUGCCAAAGCGGAGGGUGACGGGGUUGACGGCCAGCCAAGUCCAAGAUGGUUGGUGUUGCCCGUCGUGGGUGAGACGCUUGAUGCGUACCUCCAUAAUUGCACGUCCUUUGCCGUAAAGCCCGAGCACAUUGUACAUGGCUUGGAAAACGUGCGAAGUGGAGAGGCGGUACGAGAGGGCAAUGUGGGUGGCGGGGUAGGCAUGAUCUGCCAUGGACUCAAGGAGGGCACUGGGAGCAGUAGUCGGCGCGUCCUCGGAGCCUACACGGUCGCGGCAUUGGUGCAGGCCAACUACGGCAUCUUGCGACAUCUGCGCAUUGCUGGAGUGCCCGUGGCCAGGCCAUAUACGAGGACGUCGCGCGAGCCAAAGCUCAAAAAAGAUGGUAGCAUCAUUGUGAUACUAGCAACGGAUGCACCGCUGCAUCCCUCCCAGCUACAGCGCAUCGCAAAGCGGGCAACUGUGGGCUUGGCUCGUGUGGGUGGCCAGGGACACACCCAAUCGGGUGAUAUCUUUCUUGCAUUUUCAACGGGCAACAGGAUUCCUGUCAACCAGAGCGAGAACGACCCCCGCCCCGUGACUAGGACGAUUGAAGUCAUGGACGAUUCGCCCCUUAAUGACCUGUUUGAAGCGACUGCCGACGUGGUUGAGGAGGCAAUUUACAACGCGCUUCGUAUGGCAGAGACUCUAGUGGGCCACCAAGGACAUACUGUCGAGGCCAUGCCUCUGGAUCGCGUCAAGCAGAUUAUGAGGCAGUACCGACGUGCGUCAGGCGACUUAGGAUGUGGCUAUCUUGCUGGGGGCACGUCUCUUUCGCCCCGUGGUGUAUUGCCAUCCAUGUAUUGGCGCUAUGAAGCAAAGGUUUACACGCACGGCUUGCUAAACUCUUCCGGUCCAGUCGGUAACUGA
Molecule: messenger RNA, 1646 nt
Organism: Aspergillus sclerotioniger CBS 115572
Lineage: Eukaryota; Fungi; Ascomycota; Eurotiomycetes; Eurotiales; Aspergillaceae
Product: P1 family peptidase
Exons: 4
Coding region: 381-1646 (421 amino acids)
Molecular function (GO): aminopeptidase activity
Source: RefSeq, a predicted model, not a curated record